Messenger RNA from Diaporthe batatas, 2118 nucleotides. RefSeq lists its product as uncharacterized. The coding region runs from base 1 to 2118 and encodes 705 amino acids. The record is from RefSeq and is a predicted model, not a curated record. The transcript has 2 exons. NCBI's taxonomy places the organism in Eukaryota, Fungi, Ascomycota, Sordariomycetes, Diaporthales, Diaporthaceae.
AUGGCUCCCCUCUCCCAGGUCGGGCUCACGGCCCUGUCCGCGUUGGCCAUGGGCCUCUCAUCAUAUGCCGACGCGCAAGUGACAAACUCGUCAUUUUCCAACGACGCCACAUCGCUCACCUUCAUCUACCAGAACAACCUGAACGCGUCGGACGACGCGAACCACGUAGGAGCCAUCCUGCUAGACCCCCUGACGCAGAGCGCGGGAAGCGCCCAAUGUGCAGCCCUCGGAGAGUCCCUGCUGCCCUUCUCGGCCGUCGAGGCGCACAGCGAGGACUUUGAAUAUUCCUUGUCCUACCUCGCCUUCGCCGGCCUGGUACAGCACGGGCAGCAGUAUUACGUCCAGGACGCCGUGCUGUCCGUCAACACCUCGCCCGAGGGCACGCUGGGCUUCUCGACGUCCGGGUCGGAGAACGGGACCGGGCGGCUGCCGGUCCUCUGCACGCAGUCCAGCUCCCAGAACGGCGCCGGCAACGCCCAGGCGUCCGCCUCGAACAGGCUGACCAUCUCCUCGGCGGGCAAUACCUACGUGGGCUUCCGGAACCAGAAGUCGUUCCGCUUUGUCGGGAUACCGUACGCCGACCCGGUCGAGCGGUUCGAGUACUCGACGGUGUACAGCGCCACGGGGCGCACGAUCAAUGCCACCUCGUAUGGGGCCGACUGCGCCCAGGCAUAUGACUCGGCUUCUGCUGAGGACUGUCUCUUUCUGAAUAUCCAGACGCCUUAUAUUCCCAAGGCUGGAUCCUGCGAGAAUCUCAGGCCGGUUAUGUUCAGCAUCCAUGGUGGUGGCUUCACGGGGGGUAACGGGGGUGCGAAUUCCGGGCUGGAUGGUGGGAACAUGGCCUCCAGGGAAAACAUUGUUUCAGUCGAGCUCAACUACCGCCUCUCUACCCUGGGAUUCCUCGCCAUACCGGGUACGGACAUCAAGGGCAACUUCGGGAUCGGCGAUCAGAUCACGGCGCUGAAGUGGGUCAAGAAAAAUAUCAAGUCGUUUGGUGGCGAUCCCAACAAGAUCACAAUCAUCGGAGAGUCAGCUGGUGCCGGGUCUGUCAGAACACUGCUCGGUUCGCCGCCUGUCAUCGAGAACAACCUCAUCUCCGGGGCUGUCUCGCAGUCGAACUUGGGCGGCGGUGUAGCGCUCGGCCUGAACGGCGACUACGCCACGACCUACAGCUCGUACCUGACCAUCGAGCAGUCCUUUGCCCGGGCCGGGCAGCAGAUCUUCAGCGGCGCCGGCUGCAACCAGACGAGCCUGGACGAGCAGAUCGCAUGCCUCAAGGCCGCCCCUGCGUCUACGCUGGUCAACCUGGCAACAGUCGCGCGGUACGUCGUCCAGGACGGCACGAUCGUCAACACUGAGCAGCUCAUCGUGACGGCCAAGAACGGCAGCCAGGCCUACGUCCCAGUGAUCUUCGGCACAACAAACAACGACGGCGCCUCGUUCUGCGGGUUCCCACCCGCCAACAUCACAACCGAGGCGCAGGGGAUCGCCGCCUCGCUGAGCAUCUCCCUCCCGCAGGCGCAGCGCGUCGUCGACAGCGGGCUGUUCCCCUUCUUCGACACGGGCAACCUCACCCUGGACGCCUUCAACGUCUCGCAGCGCGUGUCGACGGACCUGCAGUUCCGCUGCGUGGACGAGGCGACCGUCUACGCCGCCGCCGCGACGGGCGCGUUCCCGGCGGCGUACUACUACAACAUCGACCGCACGUACGCGGGUUACGACCCGCUGGGCCUGGGCCCGCUGCUCAACGGCGGCGCCGGCAGCGACCCCGAGGGCAACUACUUCCGCCUGCACGGCAGCGACCUCGGCUUCACGUACGGCAACCAGAACCCGCUGCGCGACGCCCGCGACCUGAAGGCUAGCCAGCUCAUCAGCGGGUACUACGCCGCCUUUGCGCGGACGGGGUCGCCGAACCCGGGCGAGGAUUACCUUGCGGCGCGGGGCUACGAUGACACGCUCGCUGCGGUCCGGGGGACUGGCCCCUGGGAUCCCGUCAGCGGCGACGAGGGGCCGGCUAAGCAGCUGGACUAUCCGGCCGAGACGAUCUCGUUUCUUGAUGUACCGCAGUGUGCGUUUUUGAAUUAUAGUCUGAGCUAUUACCUUGAUGGCGGCGCUUGA